UCUGAAGUUAAAUGUCAUCUCAAUCGAUUAAUGCUAUCAUGAAACAAACCUAGCAACAAAUUUCUUUUUGAUGGUACCCCAACUCUCUUGGUUCUUAUCGUCGCUCUUUCAUUUACCAUUCGUAAGGAUGUAGUAGUUUGAACCUUUAAACUAUCAAGCUUAACCUUUUUGUUACCUAUUCCAAUUUUUUUUUUUAAAACAAAAAACAAAUUGUUACCUAUUCCAAUUAAAAACAGUUACUAGUAUAAUUUUACACAUGACAUAAUCAUGCUAUAAAGUUACGAGUAAUAAUCUUAUGUGGAAGACUUCCUAGUGCAGUUGCCCAUAGGUCGCCUUGCAUCCUUACCCCGGCAUUGCUUGUCAAGUGUCUUGUGAUAGGAUCAUAGGAGCAGCCCAAUUAAACGCUUAACCCUACCGUAUUAAAAAAAUAAAAAAUCUUAAACUUAAUAUAUGUCGUCCUAAAAGCUAUAUAUAUCAUUUUCCAUUAAACAUCCUUGGCGAUUUCUGGACUUUGGAGAUGCCAUUGAAGUUGGACGCUUCCACCUUCCAAAUCGCAAAGAAAUGAUGCAGGAAGAACCCAACAAAGACGACGAAGAAGGACCCAGUUCUUCUACCUCCAACCCGAGCCCGAGCCCGAACCCAUGUCCCAUCUGCCUCGGACUCAUUACUCAAGACUCCUAUUUGGAUCGCUGCUUCCAUAAAUUUUGUUACAAUUGCAUAAUUCGUUGGACUCAAGUAGUUUCAAGCAGGUCUUCUUCAUUGCGCCAACCAUCCUCCGUUAAGUGCCCUUUAUGCAAGACCGAAAAUAUUUCAGUCAUCUAUGGAUAUGAUGGAAGUACAUUUCAACGGCAUUAUAUUGACCAAAAUAAUGGUAAUAGUGCCUUCUUUUCAAAGGAUCACAAGUAUAGACUACAGUGUUACUACACCAAAUCAGAAUCAGGUCUUUUAAGUGAUGCAUUUAAAGUGGAACGCUAUUGGAAGUCACACAAGUAUCUUCAGCCCAACAGCUGGCUUGAGAAAUGGUUGAAAAGGGAGUUACAAGCUCUCAUACAGGAAGAGGAUGUUGAAAUCAUAAUGCAUCACAUACUCGGGGUGAUUGAGUCAUUUUCAAGAAGCUAUCAUCCCAAAGGAAAAGCACAUUCCCUGCAUCAAAAGCAAGAAGAAUUUAAGAUAUUAGUUGUUGAUGCCGCAUUGCCUUUCCUUACGGCUAGGACUAAGCGGUUUGCUGAUGAACUGGAGUUAUUUCUCGCCUCAGGUCUAACUGUCGAGGCCUAUGAUAGAGCUUAUAGAAAGUGUUUAGGCUGGAAGAAGCCUGAGGAAACCACGGAGGAUGAUGAACAAACUAGCACAGAGCGUGAACCAAUAGCUCCAUACCUAUAUUUUUUUGAUGAUGACUCAGAUGAUGCUGAUUGGACAGAAGAUAAACAUUAAUAGCACUUGGCUAUUUCAUCAUGUAACUCAACCAGUUUUCUCUGCUAUUUUGUGAUGCAGAAAUACAUAUCUUCUUUUACAACUAGUUUUAUUUAUUUUUCUUUUUGUUAUGCUAUUGUGCAGUUUAAUUGGUUAGUUGUAUCAUUGUACUAUUUGAAGAUGAACUAUUGGAUUUUCGCUUUUAUUGUUCAAUAUAAAAACUCGGUAAUAUUCUUUGAGGUUU
Chenopodium quinoa (quinoa) is the source of this 1654-nucleotide messenger RNA. RefSeq lists its product as uncharacterized. The record is from RefSeq and is a predicted model, not a curated record. The coding region runs from base 562 to 1431 and encodes 289 amino acids. The transcript is spliced from 6 exons. Lineage: Eukaryota; Viridiplantae; Streptophyta; Magnoliopsida; Caryophyllales; Amaranthaceae. Gene Ontology annotation, molecular function: metal ion binding.